CAAUACAAACUUCAGAAACUAAAUUCUUCAACAAAAAAUCUAUUAUCUUCCUCUGUGGCCACAACAAAUCACUCUUCCUUCUUCUGCUGUAGUCCAAUCUGGAUCUGCAAUGAAACCAUCUUCAGGAAGGACUGAUAACCAAAGGAACAACAAAUUUGAAACAAUCAUUUGUCCUGAUGAGGACAAAAUUGAAAUACCAAGGAGUUUCAUUGAGGAAUGGAAACAUGAACUGCUCAAAAUACAACAUGCCAGAAUAACUACAGCUGAUAAAUCAUCGAUAAUAAGUUUAUGUUUAACCGAUAAGGAAGGUUUCAUAUAUUCUGCGCGUAUGUUAGCUGAAGUAUUUGGUUUCCAAAAACCAACUAAAGUGAUUCUGGAUUAUAACAUUAGUGAUGAUGAGUUCCAAAUGACGGUGAUUGCAACUAUCGAUCAUAGUAAUCGGCCAACAACAUUCGAAACUAUCAUCAAUCCAUCUGAGAGGAACAUUCACAUCCCAAUUGAUUUCUAUCAACAAUGGGAAAGGGAAUUGAAUCGACUUAGCUAUGGUCAGAUUGUGUGCAAUGAUACAUCAGUACCUGUGUAUUUUCAAUUCAAAGACACUGAUAAAGUUAUGUUUGGAAAUGAUAUUUGCUAUACUUUUGGAUUGAAAAAACCGACAAAAGUGUGUCUAGAGUAUACAAUUACAAACAAUCAGUUUUCAUUGACUUUCAUUGAAUCAUUUGAUGAUCAAUCAAAUGCAUCGACUGAAGUUUUUGAAGAAGGCUUAAAUGAUGAUGAAUCUGAUGAGGGAACCAUAAUCUUGGACAAUGUUGAAGAAGAUGAAGAUUCUGAUGAGCCUCAAGAUGAUGUUCAAAAUCUAAACAAUCAAGAGGCUGUGGAUGCUGAUGAAGAACCAAUUGAAUGGAAUAAAAUAGUUACCACAUCAAUGGCUAAACUUUCAAAAAACCAAGUUCUGCACUUUCCAAAUGCUCUUUCAAGAGGUGUACUUUCACAAGCAACCUUUCUUGACUUGAUAUCGGAAGAUAUAGAUUUUCAUUAUCGAUGCCCUAUUCAUACUUCGGAAAUAUCACAAAAUAUGGGAGCAAUUGAAAAAUUUAUUGGCGACGGCUGGUAUGCUUAUAUGCUUAAUCAAAGGCCAAGACCCGGUGACACCUUCUUAUUUCAGCUAUUUCCGGAUACAUUUGAACUCUUUGUUACACUUCAGCGUCGCAAUUAAAGGGACAUCACGAGGAUAAAUAACAAGUUAUGCUUUUGAUGUACUGCAUUUUAUAAAUCAUCAAACUUUUUGAUCAAUAUGUAAAUUAUGUAUUUC
This is a messenger RNA of Trifolium pratense (red clover), 1312 nucleotides long. RefSeq lists its product as uncharacterized. The record is from RefSeq and is a predicted model, not a curated record. The transcript is spliced from 6 exons. The coding region runs from base 110 to 1216 and encodes 368 amino acids. NCBI's taxonomy places the organism in Eukaryota, Viridiplantae, Streptophyta, Magnoliopsida, Fabales, Fabaceae.